AUGGCUAAGUUUUUUGCUGCCUUGAUCUUGGCACUCCUUGCCAUCUCCAUGCUUCAAACCACGGUUAUGGCAAAUAAUGGACAUGGAGGUCAUCACGGUGGCAAUAAUGCAUAUGGACCUGGGAGCCUCAAGAGCUACCAAUGCCCAUCACAAUGCUCGAGGAGGUGCGGCCAGACCCAAUACCACAAGCCUUGCAUGUUCUUCUGUCAGAAAUGCUGCAAAAAGUGUCUGUGUGUGCCCCCAGGGUAUUAUGGGAACAAAGCUGUGUGCCCUUGCUACAACAACUGGAAGACCCAGCAAGGAGGACCCAAGUGCCCUUGA
Molecule: messenger RNA, 321 nt
Organism: Prunus armeniaca (apricot)
Lineage: Eukaryota; Viridiplantae; Streptophyta; Magnoliopsida; Rosales; Rosaceae
Source: the annotation of a GenBank genome assembly